Fragaria vesca subsp. vesca is the source of this 447-nucleotide messenger RNA. Its product is annotated as probable LRR receptor-like serine/threonine-protein kinase At4g31250-like. NCBI's taxonomy places the organism in Eukaryota, Viridiplantae, Streptophyta, Magnoliopsida, Rosales, Rosaceae. The coding region runs from base 1 to 447 and encodes 148 amino acids. The record is from RefSeq and is a predicted model, not a curated record. The transcript has a single exon.
AUGGUUGGAUACAAGUCCCCAGAGUACGUCGCAACCAAGCGGAUCACAAAGAAGACCGAUGUAUGGAGCCUCGAUGUGCUCAUCUUGGAGAUCCUAACAGGGAAGUUUCCAACCAGCUUUCUGCAACAUGGUAAGGGAAGUGAGGAGGACCUAGCGAGCUGGGUGAACUCGGUGCCUAAAGACGAGUGGUUCACACAGGUGUUCGAUAGGGAAAUGAAUGCAAGCAAGAACUGCGAGGGGGAGAUGUUGAAGCUCUUGAAGCUUGGGUUGGAAUGUUGCGAAGGUGAUGUAGAGAAGAGGUGGGAUUUGAAAGAGGUUGUUGGGAGGAUUGAAGAGUUGAAAGAAGUUGGUAACAGUGGUGGUGGUGGCGGUAGCGGCGGCUGUCCGGAUGUGGAUUUUCUCUCUUCUUCCACUAGUGAAGUUGACAUCACGAAGUUGGCGGUGUGA